Tarenaya hassleriana is the source of this 1586-nucleotide messenger RNA. Its product is annotated as tetraspanin-5-like. Gene Ontology annotation, biological process: auxin-activated signaling pathway. Gene Ontology annotation, cellular component: plasma membrane; plasmodesma. The coding region runs from base 133 to 987 and encodes 284 amino acids. The transcript has 3 exons. NCBI's taxonomy places the organism in Eukaryota, Viridiplantae, Streptophyta, Magnoliopsida, Brassicales, Cleomaceae. The record is from RefSeq and is a predicted model, not a curated record.
GACACUCACUUAGAAUUUUAAACCCAGCAAAGAGAACCCUCAAAACCCAACAAAGAGAAAAGGAAAAAGGGGAGAGAGAGAGAGAGAGAGAGAGAUUCAGAAUCAUUCAUUGAAUCACAAACACAACCAAGUAUGUACAGAACAAGCAACACGGUGAUAGGGAUACUGAACAGCCUAACACUCCUAGCCUCCAUUGCCAUAAUAGCAGGAGCUCUGGGGAUGGCGAAAUCAAACAAGACAUGCGAGCAUUUCCUGCAAAAGCCACUGCUAAUCCUGGGCUUAGCGAUCUUAAUCAUGUCAUUAGCAGGUCUGGUCGGUGCAUGCUGCAACGUUGCAUGUGCGCUUUGGGUCUACCUCUUUGUGAUGAUCCUCGUAAUAGCUGCUCUGAUGGGCCUGACCGUGUUUGGAUUUGUGGUCACAAGCCAUGGCGGAGGUGUCGGUGUUGCGGGUAGGGUUUAUAAAGAAUACAGGGUUGAAGAUUAUCAUCCAUGGUUAAGGAACAGGGUUAGGGUUUAUCAGUACUGGAACACUAUCAGGAGCUGUCUUUUGGGUUCCAUGGCUUGUUCCAAGGUUGCCCUUUGGACUCCUCUUGAUUAUCUUCACAACGACCUCACUCCCAUUCAGUCAGGAUGCUGCAAACCGCCGACGUCGUGCGUUUACAACGUGGCGACGAUGGUGGAGCAAGACUCAGACUGCAACCGCUGGAACAACGACGCGAACGUGCUUUGUUACGACUGCGACUCGUGCAGGGCGGGCGUUAUGGAGACUGUGCGUCGCGAUUGGCGUAAACUCUUGGUGCUUAACGUCGUCGUGAUCGUCGUCCUUAUCGCGGUUUACUCAAUCGGCUGCUGCGCGUUUCAAAACGCGAAACGCCCCCACCAGUUCGGGUUUCCGUACGGACACUAUGGAAGGUCCAAGAGCCAACCCGGAUGGGACGAUUAUUGGAGGAGAUGGUGGACCGGAGGAGGAAGAGAUCGGUUUUACUGAUCGUCAUCUUCUAUAUGUUCGUGAUUUCUCUUUCACACAUAUUUUGGUGCAUUUUUAUUUAAAAAAUAUCAAUAUAUAUUUCUGUACAUAAAGCUUAGUUUCCGUUCUUCUAUCCUAUCUUUUGUUUGGGUGCGCUUUGGUCGGAACAUCGUAUCAGAGGGUUUAAGACUUUAAUGUUUCUUGGAUAAAAAUCUGUGUAUGCAUGCAUAUCUUAAGAUCCAUAGAUUGAUUAUACAUAAGAUUGAAAACAUGGGUUAUAUAUAUCUAUAUAUAUAUAUAUAUAUUAGAUUAUCUGAUCGACGAGAUUGAAUAUUCGGUUGAAGAGCCGUAUCUGAAGAACGUUAGGGGACGAGGCAAGGCGAGACGAGAUACUGGAAACAAGAUGAAACGUCGGAAUGACUAAACCUCAAAACCCUAACCCUAACCCUAGUCAAAUCCACCAUGGAAAUCUGUUCAUGGUUUUCACCAACGCAAUUUCAGUACAGAGAGACAACAUAAUCAAGGGGAAAAAAAUCCAAACCCUUUAAAGGAGAUCCGAAUAUUUCUCUGUCUACAUUAAAAAAAAAAAAAAAGGAUGAAGAGUUGCAAAAAGAGUUUUA